Messenger RNA from Chrysoperla carnea, 855 nucleotides. RefSeq names its product signal peptidase complex catalytic subunit SEC11A (gene twr). Gene Ontology annotation, cellular component: signal peptidase complex; membrane. NCBI's taxonomy places the organism in Eukaryota, Metazoa, Arthropoda, Insecta, Neuroptera, Chrysopidae. The transcript has 4 exons. The coding region runs from base 144 to 683 and encodes 179 amino acids. Gene Ontology annotation, molecular function: serine-type endopeptidase activity. The record is from RefSeq and is a predicted model, not a curated record.
CGUAUUUACGUUUAUCUAUGUAUUUAUAAAAUACUGACGUGGUAUUGAAUGUGUAAUAUCGUAAAUUUAUUUUAGUUUUAUCUGGAUUAAUUCAUAAAUCAAAAUACUACUGUUAAAUAGUUAAAUUUAAUAAAUAAAUAAAUAUGGAUAGUUUAUUUGAUGAUGUAAAAAGGAUGAAUAAAAGACAGUUUUUAUACCAAAUGUUAAGUUUUGGUAUGAUAGUGUCAUCGGCGUUAAUGAUAUGGAAAGGUCUAAUGGUAAUUACCGGUAGUGAAUCGCCAAUUGUAGUUGUAUUAUCAGGGAGUAUGGAACCGGCAUUUCACAGAGGUGAUCUUUUAUUUUUAACAAACUAUUCACCAGAGCAAGAGCCAAUUCGAGUUGGAGAAAUAGUUGUAUUUAAAGUGGAUGGACGUGAUAUUCCAAUUGUACAUAGAGUACUUAAAUUACAUGAAAAAGAAAAUGGUACCACCAAAUUUUUAACAAAAGGUGACAACAACAGUGUUGAUGAUCGGGGGCUGUAUGCGCCUGGUCAAUUAUGGUUAACAAAUAAGGAUGUAGUAGGAAGAGCAAGAGGAUUUUUACCUUAUGUUGGAAUGGUGACAAUCUAUAUGAACGAGUAUCCUAAAUUAAAGUAUGGAGUACUUUCGUGCUUAGGGCUGUAUGUAUUACUUCAUCGUGAAUAACAUUCCGCAUUAACUAAUUUAAUUAGUUUUGGCUCUUAUAUGAACAUAAUGAAUGUGAACAGAAAACCUUACGUACAACUAGCAAAACAAUUGAAACAAGUGCAGAAAAAUAUAUUAUUUGAGUCAGUCAUACCUUUCUUUCGGAUUAAUUUAUUUUCUCCAAUCAACUUGA